AUGAAAUACAAGCUGGAUUGGUUUGAUAACCCAAAGAUCUGUGAAAGGGCAUUGGCACUGGUCGAUGCUCAAUUCAAAGCGGUUCCAUCUCUCCGAGAAAUCAUCAUCGAGGUUCAUGAGGAUGGCCCAAGCUCAUACAUUCGAAAGAAAAUGAAAAAUUUGAGGUGGAUACUCGUCCUGGUAGAGAUGGUGGCGCUGUGGGACACUGACGAAUCUGAGGAUGCCGUCCAGGAGUCUCCUUGA
Molecule: messenger RNA, 243 nt
Organism: Penicillium psychrosexuale
Lineage: Eukaryota; Fungi; Ascomycota; Eurotiomycetes; Eurotiales; Aspergillaceae
Exons: 1
Coding region: 1-243 (80 amino acids)
Source: RefSeq, a predicted model, not a curated record